Talaromyces marneffei is the source of this 978-nucleotide messenger RNA. RefSeq lists its product as uncharacterized. NCBI's taxonomy places the organism in Eukaryota, Fungi, Ascomycota, Eurotiomycetes, Eurotiales, Trichocomaceae. The record is from RefSeq and is a predicted model, not a curated record. The transcript has a single exon. The coding region runs from base 1 to 978 and encodes 325 amino acids.
AUGGGUUUCCUAGGCCCUUUUUUGUACUCCCAGCUUUUCGUUACCCCAGAAUAUCCAAGCAAAUCAUUUGCUGGACAGACAAUCAUCGUGACAGGAUCAAAUACUGGCCUUGGACUCGAAGCCGCUCGGCAUUUUGUAAGACUUGGGGCCGAAAAAGUCAUACUCGCCGUUCGCAACUUAGAUGCCGGUGAGACAGCUAAAAGUUCUAUCGAAGAAUCGACUGGAAGAAAGAAUAUUUGCGAGGUUUGGGAGUUAGAUUUAGCCUCUUAUGCCUCUGUUCAGGCAUUUGCUAAACGAGCAUCAUCCGAACUUGACAGAAUUGACGUGUUACUUGAAAAUGCUGGAGUCGCGACCAAAAUACAUUUUGAGCGGGCGGAAAAUCACGAAAGAACAAUAACAGUCAAUGUCAUCGGCACUUUUCUGCUUGGGCUACUGCUUUUACCAAAGUUGGAAGAAACAGGAACUAAAAACCCUGUCGAAAAGCCUCGGUGGACCAUCGUGACCAGCGAAGUGCAUGCCCUCACCAAUCUACCAGAAUGCAAGGAUGGAAACACAUUUGUCAGCCUCGACGACCCACAAAAGUCGAACAUGAAUGAUCGGUACCCAACAUCAAAGUUAUUAGAAGUGCUAGUCGUGCGCGAGCUUGCCCAAAGGAUUACAAAUAAUAAUGUAGUCCUUAACAUGCUCAAUCCAGGACUAUGUCAUUCGACACUGUGGCGCGAGAGGAACUGGCCAGUUUUGAUUUUUUCACUAUUUUCGUUUGUACGGACGACUGAAGUAGGUGCCCGAUGUCUGGUAGCUGGCGCAGCUGCAGGAGAUGAAAGUCACGGUGCUUAUAUGACUGAUGGUAAGGUGAGCAAUGGGCAUCUGUCGGCGUUUGUGACCAGCGAUGAGGGACGAAAUGCGCAGAGGAAAGUUUGGUCAGAACUAAAGGCAAUACUGGAAGACAUUGUACCUGGGGUCACAGCAUCUUAUUGA